GUGGCACUGACUCAUGAAUGCGAAAUUCGGCCUAGGAAACCUGCGACGAAGCAGAAAUGCCACGUCGCCUACGUCACCAUGGCACGACGCCACUGUUCAUUGCCCCCUUUCCCCGCUCACGUGCGCGCCAAAUGCACGCACGUUGAUCUUGGCAACCGCACAGAAUAGCUGCAGGCGUUGCUAUUCUUGCCGGCCACCAUCGUCCUCGACAGAUAAUCGAGGCCAAGUCCAGUUUUGCCGGUCGUCCUAUUGUCUAUGCCACAGUCGUCUGUGUCUCUGUCUUUAUCGGUUCAGGGUUCGGGUUCGGGGGUUUUCAGUCCGAAACGGCUUGAGGAUUGGCUGGCCAGUUGCAACUUGUUGCCAUUCCGCGUUUUGCCAGCUUAGACACAUUCGACUUUUUUUUUUUUUUUUUUAAUUUAUCACCAAGUUGCAAAUGGCCUUCAAUGAUCGCUCCCGCAAGCGCUUCCUGCGUCUACCGCGUCGUAUGGCCGGUGUUGCCGCCGUGUGUGCCGCCGCUACGGCCUGCAGUGGCUAUUCCCAAGAACCAGCGCGCCUGGAUGCCGCUCGUCGACCCAUGGGCAUGGGUAUGGGCAUGAGCAGCUCCCUCAUGGUGCCGCACGCCGUGACAACCGCGCUUAAGCAACAACGCGCAACGGAGCGCCACAUGGACGCGUGGCGUCUGACACGCAGUCGCUUGCAACAGGAAUACGACCUGGAGGGCGUCAUCGGCGAGGGUGGCUUCGGCCUUGUGCACGUAGGACGCCACCGCGCCUCAAACGCUCGCGUUGCCAUUAAGCGCGUGUCCAAACAGCUGACGACCAAGGAGGAUUUCAUGCAGGAGGUGGAUAUUCUCAAGCAAGUUGGCGGUACCCACAACGUCCUGGAACUGCGCGAGGCAUUUGAGACCUCAGACGCCUAUGUGCUGGUCACGGAACUGGUGCAGGGCGGCGAACUGUACGAUGAUCUGGUGGAAAACGGCGUCUUCGGGGAGGAACGAGCCAAGGAGCUAGUACACGAACUGGCUGUAACUCUUGAGUAUCUGCACUCGAAGCGCGUAGUGCACGCCGACCUCAAGCCAGAGAAUAUUCUGUUGGCUAACGAUAAGUUGAAACUUAUCGACUUCGGCCAAUCAUUCCGCCUGCACGAUGAUAAUGGCCGUAAGAUGGACGUGUGCACGACGGCGUAUGCGUCGCCUGAGGUCAUGGGACAGCGGGGAUCCGGCUGUGCUAUGGACGUCUGGGCGCUCGGCGUCGUGCUGUACAUUGUGCUGUGUGGCACGCACCCGUUCGACCCCACGGACGACGCCACGGACGAUGAACUGCAGCAGCGGAUUCUUAAGGGCGAAUUCGACUGCGACUCGGUGGGCUGGGCCUGCAUGUCCGACAGCGCACGGGACCUUAUCCGUCGCAUGUUGACUGUGGACCCGAAGAAGCGCAUCAGUGCGACGCAAGUGCUUCAGCACGAGUGGGUUACCAGUUUGUGAAAAAAAAAAAAAAAAUUCACAGUUUUGCAAGAUGCAAAGUAAAACGACUGCAAAUUGUCGUUUGCAUCGCGAUAUUUUUGUAGACAACCUGCACGGUAGCCUCGUGCAUUAGAAGAGCUGAUGGCUCGCUGCAUUGAUUUCAUUAAUUUAUCCUAUCUUUCAUUCAGA
Messenger RNA from Phytophthora nicotianae INRA-310, 1651 nucleotides. RefSeq names its product CAMK protein kinase. Gene Ontology annotation, molecular function: ATP binding; protein kinase activity. The record is from RefSeq and is a predicted model, not a curated record. NCBI's taxonomy places the organism in Eukaryota, Oomycota, Peronosporomycetes, Peronosporales, Peronosporaceae. Gene Ontology annotation, biological process: protein phosphorylation. The coding region runs from base 434 to 1483 and encodes 349 amino acids. The transcript has a single exon.